GGUUUCCAUAAGUCCAUAGACGUGGCAGAAAAUUCCCCGCAAAGUAGAUAGACGAAAUUAACCGACCACAAACAAGAGGUCUCAGCAGCUCCCACUGUAUUGUAGGAGCCGCAGGACAACCCAAUUGCGGUAAAAUUCAAAUGCCCAGAGCAAUGCAUACAGGCGUUGCGAUGGAUGUCCCUGUAUUUAAUUCAUGCAUGAAGAUACGCAAUAAGCAUUUGCAUUUGAAUAGGAUUAUAUGUUGCAGCAGCAGAACCUCCAAUGAAGCCGAAGCAAAUACGGGAAAUAAGAGAGUCCUUAUUUUAGGGGCAACGGGUCGGGUUGGUGGCGCUACUGCUAAAUCUCUUGCUAAAAAUUGCCCUAAUCUGCAGCUGGUCCUUGCAGGCAGGAACAGGGAGAAAGGGGCUGAGCUAGCAGCGGAGUUGGGGGCAAACGCUGAGUUUUGUGAAGUCAGCCAUGAUAAUAUGAAAUCAUUGGCAGCAGCUUUAAAUGGUGUAGAUCUUGUUGUUCAUACGGCGGGACCAUUCCAAAGGGAAGAAAAAUGCACAGUUCUAGAAACUGCAAUUUCUACUAAGACGGCUUAUAUAGAUGUAUGUGAUGAUCGGAGGUAUUCUUGUCUAGCAAGGACUUUUCAUGAAAAAGCUGUAGCUGCAGGAGUCCCUGCUAUCACUACGGCAGGGAUUUACCCUGGAGUGAGCAGCUUGAUGGCAGCAGAGCUAGUGCGUCUUGCAAAGACAGGUUCUAGUAAAGGAACUCAAUCGGAGCCGGAGCGAUUACGAUUUUCUUAUUUCACUGCAGGUUCUGGUGGUGUAGGCCCAACAAUCUUAGCAACAAGUUAUCUGCUUCUUGGGGAGGAAGUGAUUGCAUAUCGUAAAGGAAAAGAAUUUAGAGUAAAACCAUAUAGCGGUGCUCUUGAUGUAGAUUUUGGAAAGGGGGUUGGCAAGAAAUCUGUUUUUCUGAUGAACUUACCAGAGGUUGGAAGUGCUCAUGAGGUGUUAGGGGUACCAACUGUCAGUGCUCGUUUUGGGACUGCACCAUUUAUCUGGAAUUGGGCAAUGUCAGCUGUUGCAAAUCUAGUCCCUGCGGAUUUUUUAAAGAACAGAGAGAAAGUCCAAAAAUUGGCCGAGGCAACCAUCCCAAUUGUUCGCGCAGUUGACAAAUUUUCUGGCGAACUCAUGUCAAUGAGGGUAGAUCUUGAAUGCACAGAUGGGAGAAAAGCUGUUAGCAUAUAUAGUCAUAAGAAAUUGUCAAUAUCUGUAGGGAUUGCUACCGCUGCAUUUGUAAGAGCUGUUUUAGAGGGGAGCACUCAACCUGGUGUAUGGUUCCCAGAGGAGCCUGAAGGAAUAGCAGUGGAGGCAAGGAAGAAACUCUUGGAAUGGGCUUCUGAGGGAACAAUCAAUUUUGUCAUGAACAGGCCACCAUGGAUGGUUGAAACGGGUCCCAAAGAAAUUGGGUUUGGAUUAUAUAUCCAAUGAUCAAUGACUUCCACUGCAAUUACAAGUAGUAACUAUUUAAGAUUAAAUUUUGUAGAGUGGCCACUUGGUAGGUGAAACUGAAGCAAUCUAAUUCGAAUUCAUUUGUAAAUUUUUCACUGGAGCCCAUGGUUCUGGUUUAUAGAAAUGUAAUAUUUGAUUUUUUUGGCUUAAAAAUGAUUUAUUUUAUUUGUAUCACACCAAACUCGGUAUUUUUCU
Messenger RNA from Cryptomeria japonica (Japanese cedar), 1691 nucleotides. RefSeq lists its product as uncharacterized. The record is from RefSeq and is a predicted model, not a curated record. The coding region runs from base 141 to 1475 and encodes 444 amino acids. Lineage: Eukaryota; Viridiplantae; Streptophyta; Pinopsida; Cupressales; Cupressaceae. The transcript is spliced from 13 exons.